Messenger RNA from Phytophthora infestans T30-4, 1149 nucleotides. RefSeq lists its product as uncharacterized. The record is from RefSeq and is a predicted model, not a curated record. Bases 1 to 1149 code for a protein of 382 amino acids. Lineage: Eukaryota; Oomycota; Peronosporomycetes; Peronosporales; Peronosporaceae. The transcript has 2 exons.
AUGGAGGUGCAAUGCAAGCUGCAGCUAUACGCGCCGAACGACCAAUGCAGCACUGAGUGUGGAUAUGAAGGUGAGGACGAGACGCUUCCUGCGAAUCAAUGCUACGACUGCUCCUCUAGUCACGACUCCUGUGGUAUUGGGUACAACUCGACCGACGAUGGCUGUUGUCGAGUUUUAGAGUGCGAGGCCGUUAAUGGUGCUCCAAUUACAAGCCCAGGGACGCUGUCGUGGAAUCUGAAAGACGACGCACUGACAGUGAGCAACAGCAGCUACUCGAUCUUCGAGACUGGAAACUGUUCCAACAGCUCUGACCCGUCGUCAAAGUGUUGUCGGAUCACCUGUGAGAAUUGCUUUUUGAAUGUAUCCAUUGCGUCCAUGUUUGCCGACGUGGAGAUCGUCGAUGCAUCUCUACAUGAGGCCAUUGAGAUGGGACUGACCGGCAACGCUAACCUCGAGGUGGCGUUAUACGCACCAAACGGCUGUACGUUAGACGAGACGACACAGCUCAAGAAUGCCAGCUUCACUAUUCCGCUGGGCUCCACAGGGAUCAGUAUUGAGAUCACGAUGGGGCUAGAUCUACGCAGAAAACUCUCUCUUCAGCCUCAUGGGUCCAUUGCAACUAUCGGAGCCACUAGCGACUUACAGAGUCUGACGGCAGGCUCGCUUCGGUCCGAGACUUUCUACGAUAUCCAGAUCACAAACAACAUUUCGAGUAAACUCGCACAAAGCAGCAUCGACCUUGAAAUGCAGCUGGAGCUCAUUCCCUCGUUCCAAGCCUCUCUAUCACUUUUGAAAGGUCUGGCACGUGUCGGCGUCAAGGCAGAGUUCCUGGUCUUCCUCGAGCUCAACAGUUCAUUCCAAUAUCCUGCUCCGUUUCCAGGUCUCUCCUCGAAGUAUCUUGAUGACACGUCGCUGUGGCACGGAGGUAAUUGCCAGCUACCGCACUACAUGGAAUACAACUGCAACGCCGGCUACGGAGAAGUCAACAUCUCCCUCCCAUUAUCCGCCAGAAUUCCAGCUAUCGGGAAUACAUCAACCGAGCUCAACAUCGUGACAUCUUCGCGUCGCUCCAGCUUCAGCCUCUUCAGUGGAUCACAAACAGACACUGAGAACAAUUUUGGGAUGGACGCUGGGCAUGACCGACAUUGA